Zingiber officinale is the source of this 534-nucleotide messenger RNA. RefSeq lists its product as uncharacterized. Bases 1 to 534 code for a protein of 177 amino acids. Gene Ontology annotation, molecular function: DNA-3-methyladenine glycosylase activity. The transcript is spliced from 6 exons. Gene Ontology annotation, biological process: base-excision repair; malate transport. The record is from RefSeq and is a predicted model, not a curated record. Lineage: Eukaryota; Viridiplantae; Streptophyta; Magnoliopsida; Zingiberales; Zingiberaceae.
AUGCCAAGGAAGUUUCAGAUCGCCCACUACGGGAGGACUCCGGCCAAGAUCGAGGAGUUGGCGAGUUCUAUUGAGUGUCCCGGCAUUGCCAUGAGCGCCUCCCAAGAAGAGAAGAAGUGCAGCUUCAUAACACCGAGUUCAGAUCCUAUGUAUGUUUCUUAUCAUGAUGAGGAAUGGGGAGUUCCAGUUCAUGAUGACAGGAUGUUGUUUGAGUUGCUUGUUCUAAUAGGAGCUCAAGUGGGGAUGGACUGGACUACUAUACUGAAGAAGAGGAAUGAAUUCAGGGUGGCAUUUGCAGAAUUUGAUGUAGAGUCUGUCUCCAAGUUCACAGAGAAGCAGAUGGUUUCCAUCAGUGUGGAACUGAAGCUGGAUUUAGGAAGAGUUCGAGGAAUAUCACUAUCUACUUUGAAACGUUCUAUUGACAGUUUCCUAGCGUGCCAACAACAUUCCAAGUACAGGGUGACCUUUUCCCUCAAGGUUGGCUUGGCUUGCCUCCUCGUCUCCCUUCUCAUUCUUAUCCAAGCACCUUAUUAA